Messenger RNA from Heteronotia binoei (common prickly gecko), 3018 nucleotides. It is a transcript of the gene NUCB2, whose product is annotated as nucleobindin 2. NCBI's taxonomy places the organism in Eukaryota, Metazoa, Chordata, Lepidosauria, Squamata, Gekkonidae. Bases 342 to 1376 code for a protein of 344 amino acids. The record is from RefSeq and is a predicted model, not a curated record. The transcript has 12 exons. Gene Ontology annotation, molecular function: calcium ion binding. Gene Ontology annotation, cellular component: extracellular exosome; endoplasmic reticulum-Golgi intermediate compartment.
GAUGGAAGACUUUUUUAUUACAACAAUGUGUUUUGCUGCUGACAUAUCUCAUAAUCACACUGGAAGCUGUGCCUAUAGAUGUAGACAAAACAAAAGUGCAAGGGGAAGAACAAGUUGAAAGUGCAAAAAUAGAUAAUCCGGAUACCGGGCUUUAUUAUGAUGCAUACCUCAGACAAGUGAUAGAUGUUCUGGAGACAGACAAGCAUUUCAGAGAGAAGCUCCAGACAGCCGAUAUAGAGGAAAUAAAGAGUGGCAAGUUAAGCAAAGAGCUAGACUUAGUUAGCCAUCAUGUGAGAACAAAGCUGGAUGAACUGAAAAGACAAGAAGUUGCAAGAUUAAGGAUGCUGAUUAAAGCCAAAAUUGAUUCAUUUCAAGAUUCUGGCAUAGACCAUCAGUCUCUUCUCAAGCAGUUUGAGCAUCUCAACCACCAGAACCCCCACACUUUUGAAGCUAAGGAUUUAGACAUGCUGAUCAGAACAGCCACAAGUGACUUGGAAAAUUAUGACAAGGCCCGGCAUGAUGAAUUUAAGAGGUAUGAGAUGAUGAAAGAACAUGAAAGAAGAGAAUACUUAAAAACACUGGAUGAAGAAAAGAGACACCAAGAGGAAUCUAAGUAUGAGGAAAUGAAGAAAAAGCAUGGUGACCACCCCAAAGUUAACCAUCCAGGAAGCAAAGACCAAUUGAAAGAGGUAUGGGAAGAAGCAGACGGGCUAGAUCCUAAUGACUUUGAUCCAAAGACAUUUUUCAAGUUGCAUGAUGUCAAUAAUGAUGGUUUUCUAGAUGAGCAGGAGCUAGAAGCCUUGUUUACUAAAGAGCUAGAAAAAGUCUAUGAUCCAAAAAACGAAGAGGAUGACAUGGUAGAAAUGGAAGAGGAAAGACUCCGAAUGAGGGAGCAUGUAAUGAAUGAGGUUGACAUCAAUAAAGACCGGUUAGUAACUUUGGAUGAAUUCUUGAGAGCUACAGAGAAAAGAGAGUUUUUGGAGCCAGACAGCUGGGAGACUCUUGACCAACAGCAGCUCUUCACUGAAGAGGAGCUGAAGGAAUUUGAAAGUCACAUUUUCCAGCAAGAAGAUGAACUACAAAAGAAAGCAAAAGAACUUCAAAGACAGAAGGAAGAACUUGAGAGGCAACAAGACCAGCUUCAGGCUCAGAGACAAGAACUCCAGCAGGCUGUACAACAAAUGGAACUCAAGAAGUUACAGCAAGGACUUCCUCCUUCAAAACCCAAUGGAGAGCUAAAAUUCCAGCCACCAGGGGAACAACCAGUUGGUAAUACUCAAAACAAUCCUGAAGGAAGCAAACAGCCUUUACCACCAGGAACUAUACCAGUGCAAGAAGCUGCUGCUAGAUCGGAUCAUGCCCAGUCUCACACUUAACCACUUGUGCCUCAACUUUAUACCAUAAUUUUGGGAGGGGAGAGGGGGUAGUGGCCUGAUACUAAAAACAAAUUUGGAAAUGUGAUUCAAUGUUCUCUUAUUUCCUCCAUUUAACUUAAAUUUGCAAUUCAAUAUUAAGGUUUUCAGAGAGACAAAUAACACAAUAUAAGCGUAUAUGGUUGUAGGCUUUAUAAGGUCUGGAAAGAUAUUCUGAUUUAGUCAUUAGAAGAAAACAAAUAAUAGGAUCGUAGGAAGCAUUCAGACUGCAGCUUGCAGUGGCAACCUCUCAGCUUUAAAAAAAAGCUGUCAUAGUUUGAGGUGUCCCGCCGCAAGCUGAUGGUGCACACCAGGCCUCUGAGAGAGGCCUGGGCUGCUUGCAUUCCAGAGGAGUGGCAACACCACCCAUGCACUUUCAGGGUGCUUCCGUGGCACACCUUGGCCAUUCAGACAGCCCAGAAAUGUGCUAGGGAAGUGCUCCAGUUAUUUGCCACCAGGAAGUAUCUGGUGGCUUUCUGAAGUGGCAGAGAGGCAUUGGGAGGUGAGGUAAGGGCAAGUGUGCAGCAGGGCCCAGAUGUGUGCAUAUAAACAUGCCAUUUUAAUUGAUGGGGGGGAUAGCUGUGUUGGCCCAAAUCACCCAUCUGAAUGCAGUCAUAGUAUUCCUGCAUGAACCCUGUUGUCUGAUUUCUGUGUGAUUGCCUGGUUGCCAUUUUUGUCUUGAAAACCUUCAUAUUAACUUGUGGAUUUUAUCAGUACCCAGAAGACUGACUGGGAGGAAAGUUAAAGGGAACAAAAUGCUUAUAAUUUUUGUAAAUGUUGAUUAUAGUAACUGUCCCUGUUUCCAGAAGGUGUAAAAUAGAAGUUUCCUUUGUGGAGCUUUUCAAACAAGUUUGUACAACAGGGACAAGGUCUUUGACAUUUAUGUAAAAGUGCCAACAAUUGUAAACAGGGGUCUUAGGACUGAGGACUGAAUGUUGCUGGGUUCUGACAAUCCCUUGGAGGCCAAAUCAAACCCAAGCUGCCUGUGAUGGAAAGAAAUCCUGCACAUUUUAAACAAGUAUAAUUGCAGAAAAGAGAGAUGGAAACCUGUUUACAGAUGACCAAGAAUACCAGUGUAAGAAGCUUCAAUAGACAUCCUGUGUCUGAUGUACUGAUUCAGCUGUCUUCAUUAUGAUGAACUGAAUGAAUUGUGUCAGCCAGAUGUCUCCCUUUCAAGUCAGCUACCAAGGGGAUACUUUUGUCCCUGUUCCUUUCAUAACCUACCAGUUGCAUUCAGCCCUCUGUAGGCUGCGAAAGUGAGUCCUUUAGAUGAUAAAAAUAUUUUCAGAAUUAUCAGAGACCACUUAUUGUGUUUUCCUGGGCAAACCAGUCUGCUUCCCGCUGUAAAACAUUCCUUUCAAAAUCAAGUAUGUGUUUCAAGCAGGAAUUCUCAGGUGAUAUACACUGAGUUUCAGCUGAAAUAUUCAUUUUGCACCAAUAUUGGGAAUAUUUAUAUGUAAGUCCUUGAAAAAACAAAUUGUUUACAGGUGGAUAUCUUAAUGAAGCAGCAAGCUGGCUGCAGGUUUUUCAUAUGGCUUUGUAUUUGACUAGGUUUAGAUAAUGUAAUAAAGAGCGAACAACUUGGUUGUGCCAUUUUAUCUCAAAA